AUGGUCGAUAUUACCGCUGAGUCCGUAGGUAAAGCUUUGAUGUCGUGGACAUCCAGAUUUGGAUGUCCAACAGAUAUCGUUACGGACCGCGGGCGACAGUUUGAAUCCACACUUUUCCAAUAUCUUGGAAAAGUGCUGGGAUUCAAACAUCGUCGCACAACCGCGUACCAUCCCGCUUGCAACGGCUUAGUGGAGCGAUUCCACCGUCAACUUAAAGCGGCCAUUAUGUGUCACGCGGAUUCCAAUUGGGUGGACGCAUUGCCACUCGUUCUUCUUGGCAUAAGGACUUCAUUUAAAUCGGAUUUAAACGCCUCAUCAGCUGAGCUAGUUUAUGGUGAGCCUCUGCGUUUACCAGGGGAAUUUUUUAAUCCUAGCAUUCCCGGCUUAGCUGAUAUUCCCGAUUUUAUCGCUAAUUUGCGUAAAUUCUCGGCUAAAUUACAGCCUUCUCCUCCUUCUCGCCAUAGUAAGGAAAAUAUUUUUAUUUACAAAGACCUCAAAACGGCUGAGCAGGUUUUCUUGAGGGAUGAUACAGUGCGCCCCGCCCUGCAACCGCCUUAUACCGGUCCUUACCCGGUAGUCGAAAGGGGUGAUAAAAAUUUUAAACUAUUGAUUAAAGGUAAAGUGGUCUCGGUCAGCAUAGACCGUCUUAAACCAGCUUACAUUUUAGCUGACUCGUCUCCCCAACCUAUUCUCAGUAACUACGUUCCUCCCAUAGUUACACCUGAACCUACUACCACACCUAUUUUAAACGGUAGUCCUGAGUUAACGACCCCAGCUGUUAAAAAGACCCGUUUCGGUCGCGUUAUUAAGGUUCCAAAUCACUAUCGCCCGUAG
Molecule: messenger RNA, 834 nt
Organism: Aricia agestis (brown argus)
Lineage: Eukaryota; Metazoa; Arthropoda; Insecta; Lepidoptera; Lycaenidae
Exons: 1
Coding region: 1-834 (277 amino acids)
Biological process (GO): DNA integration
Molecular function (GO): nucleic acid binding
Source: RefSeq, a predicted model, not a curated record